Molecule: messenger RNA, 1569 nt
Organism: Lathyrus sativus (Indian pea)
Lineage: Eukaryota; Viridiplantae; Streptophyta; Magnoliopsida; Fabales; Fabaceae
Source: the annotation of a GenBank genome assembly
AUGGCAAUAAAUCUUCUUCUUCCUCUUUCUGGAAUCGUUGUAAUUCUUAGCUCUGUGUCUAUAAUUGAAUCUACAACAUUGUUAACCAAUAAUGAUAUAACUAAGUCUUUCAAUCGGAGUAGUUUUCCAGAAAAUUUUAUUUUUGGAACAGCUUCAUCAGCUUACCAGGUUGAAGGUGCAGCAAAUGUUGGUGGAAGAGGACCAAGCAUAUGGGAUACUUUCACACAUAAUUAUCCAGAAAUGAUAAAUGACAGAAGUAACGGAGAUGUAGCCGUCGAUGAAUAUCAUAUCUAUAAGAAAGAUGUUGAGAUCAUGAAGGACGUGAAUAUGGAUGCUUAUAGGUUCUCCAUCUCCUGGUCCAGAAUACUGCCAAAAGGAAAACUUGGUGGUGGUGUAAACAAAGAAGGAAUAAAUUAUUACAACAACCUUAUCAAUGAGUUAUUAACCAAAGGUCUUCAACCUUUUGUAACCCUUUUUCAUUGGGAUCUUCCUCAGACACUUGAAGAUGAAUAUGGUGGCUUUCUAAGUUCAAAUAUAGUGAAUGAUUAUCGAGAUUAUGCAGAACUUUGCUUUAAAUUAUUUGGAGAUAGAGUAAAGCAUUGGAUCACAAUGAAUGAACCAUGGAGCUUUGCCAAACACGGUUAUGCUGAAGGGACAUUCGCACCUGGACGAUGUUCACAUUGGCAAAACCCUAAUUGCACUGGUGGAGACUCUGCCACUGAACCUUAUAUAGUGGCUCAUAAUCAAUUACUUGCUCAUGCAUCUGCUGUAAAUGUCUACAAAACUCAAUAUCAGGCUUCUCAAAAAGGAAAAAUAGGGAUAACACUAGUGUCUUAUUGGAUAAUGCCACUCUAUGAAACAGAACUGGAUCAUCAUGCUACACAAAGAGCCAUUGAUUUUAUGUUUGGAUGGUUUAUGGAUCCAUUGACAAUAGGAGACUAUCCAAGCUCCAUGCGAUCCUUGGUAGGGAGUCGGUUACCAAAGUUCUCAGCAUAUCAAGUAAAGCUUGUAAGAGGGUCUUUUGAUUUUAUUGGUUUAAACUAUUAUGCUUCAUACUAUGCAACCAAUGCACCUGAACUAAGUGAAGAAAAGUCCAACUACAUCACUGAUCCUCUUAUAAUUCUUACACAGGAGCGCAAUGGAAUACCUAUUGGUCCAACUUCUGCUUCAUCUUGGCUGUCAAUUUAUCCAAAGGGACUUCAUGAAUUGUUGCUCUAUAUUAAAAACAAUUACAACAAUCCUUUGAUUUACAUCACUGAAAAUGGCAUGGAUGAUUUGAAUGAUCCAACAAUUUCGCUUGAGAAAGCCCUUGAAGAUACAACUAGGAUUGAUUAUUACUAUGAUCAUCUCUAUUAUCUUCAAAAUGCAAUAAGGGAUGGCGCAAAUGUGAAAGGAUAUUUUGCCUGGUCAUUGCUGGACAACUUUGAAUGGAUUUCAGGUUACACCUUGAGAUUUGGAAUUUUCUUUGUAGAUUACAAUAAUAGCUUCAAAAGAUAUCCAAAAAUGUCAGCCAUUUGGUUUAAGACUUUUUUACAACAGAAAGUAGUUACACAUAGUGAUUCACGCUAA